This is a messenger RNA of Maudiozyma saulgeensis, 4293 nucleotides long. NCBI's taxonomy places the organism in Eukaryota, Fungi, Ascomycota, Saccharomycetes, Saccharomycetales, Saccharomycetaceae. The record is from the annotation of a GenBank genome assembly.
AUGAAAAACUUAUUUCAGUUAUUAUUACAGCGUGCUGAACUUGACAAACAAACAAAUCUUUUUGUGACUGUAGAUACUAAGGACCAAUUCGGUACCAACGGUACAUAUCUGCUAAAGCAAAAUGAUCCAUUUGCCUUAAUUAAGGAAUAUACAACUCCCAACCAAUUGAAUACUGUAUUCACUGACGACUACACCUUGUUGAAAGCGUUGCCUCAUCUAUCUAAUUUUAAGGACACAGCUAUUGUCAUUAAUGUCUGCCUCACUUAUAAAGAUUAUUCUGUGAUUCCUGCCCUGAAAGAUUUGAAUAUUAUUAGUUUUAUCUCAAAUUCAAACACUGCUGCUAUUCAUAAUACUAACUUGGCUAAUACUGUUGCCUCAAAGUGCCAUACUGCGGUAUUACACUUCAUCAACUAUGAGAAUUCCGAUCAAGAUCUAUUAAGUGAAACAGAUAUGUUUAUCCCAAUUGAUACUAUCCAUAAAGAUCAAGCAUCAACUAGUGAUGAAAUCCUAGCCGAUCUUGACUACUUUACAUUAUCAUCUACUGGUUCCAAUUCUCCUUCCGUUCUUAUUGUUAAUUUGUCAUCGUAUGAGAACGAAUUUAAGGAUAAUUUACCAUCUUUGGUCUCUUUAAUCAAUAUUAAUAUCUACCGACCAUGGAAAAUCGAAAAAUUCCUCAACCUCGUUCCUUCCUCUAUCCGAAAGAUUGUCAUUGUCCAAGGUUCUUGUAAGGAAAACAAUAAUUCUCAAAUCUAUUCUAUCGAACCACUGCUUCUCGAUUUUUUUAGUGAUUUCAACAAGUUGGUAGAGAGAAAUAUUGAUCAAGUAAUCCUUACUAGAGUAGGUUUGAUUAGUUCCACAUCUAUUUUAGACUCUUUGGAUAUCAUUAUUGCUAAUGUUAAAAGAGAUUCACCAGUUCACAAUCUAUUUGUUGGUAAAUGUACGAGUGAAAGCGACAACACUUAUUCAGAUUUAAUUCUUUCUUCUAUUGAACAUACACAAACUUUGGAGAAUGCCUACUUUAAAGUUUUACAUCAGUUGUUUGCAUCUAAUUUGAAAAUUUUGAAUGAAUUCAACAGUGACUCGAUUAAUGCCAAUUCUCCAGAAUAUGGAUUUGGAUACCUAUUAAAUUUUCAAGAGAAACGAAAUGAACUAGUCAACCUAAUCAAGAACUCACUUGAUGCAACAUUAUUUGGCGAGAUUCCAACCACUGAAGCAACAGAAUUAGUCGAGCUUUUAUCAAAAUGGGUUGACUUUCAAUCUAACCAUGAUAUAUCCCUUGAACAAGCUAACGAUAUCAGCGCUAAAAUUUUCGGUAUUUUCCAGGAGUAUUCAUAUAACCAAGCAAUUAGGUCCUUCUUAGAUAUUGCACCUACCCUAAACGAUUACUUGUUUAAAUCAAACUGGUUGAUUGGAUCUGAUUCUUGGUCGUAUGAUCUCGGAACUUCAGGUGUUCAUCAAGUAUUGACGUCUAAACAAAAUGUUAACAUGCUGAUUAUCGACUCUGAACCAUUUUCGUCAAGAAAAAAUGUAAUCAAUAAAUAUAAGAAGAACGUAGGUCUAUACGCAUUGAAUUUUCACACUGUGUAUGUUGCUUCAGUUGCUGUUUACUCAUCCUAUACGCAAUUAUUGACUUCUAUUAUAGAGGCUGCAAAAUUCAACGGUCCAUCUAUCAUUAUCGCUUACCUACCAUACUCAUCCAUGACUACCACUCCAAUCGAUAUUCUCAAGGAAUCAAAAAUUGCUGUUGAAUCUGGAUAUUGGCCACUGUAUAGAUAUGACCCUUCUAUCGAGAAUGAAGAGAACUCUUUUAAACUAGAUUCUUCUAAUAUAAGAGCGGAACUCCAAGAGUUCUUGGAUCGUGAAAAUAAACUAACUCUACUAACAAAAAAAUAUCCUUCAAUUGAACCAUGUAUCGAACAAUCUGUUUCUGAUGUUAUAGCUGGAAAGAGAGAACUUAAAAAUGCAGCUGCUCUAGAUGAACUACUUAAUGGCCUGGCUGGCCCACCCCUAAAAAUUUAUUAUGCGUCUGACGGCGGAAAUGCAUCUAAUGUUGCCAACAGGUUAUCUACGAGGGGUGUUGCUAGAGGAUUGAAAGCAUCUGUAUUAUCCAUGGAGGAUAUAAUCAUUGAUGACUUAUCUGGUGAAAACAAUAUCGUUUUAAUUACAUCAACUGCUGGCCAAGGUGAGUUUCCACAAGAUGGGAAAUCAUUCUGGGAACAACUGAAGUCUGUAGGUCAAUUAGAUUUAAGUAAUCUCAAAUUUUCUGUGUUCGGUUUAGGUGACUCUCAAUACUGGCCUCGUAAAGAAGAUAUUCGUUAUUACAACAAACCCUCUAAGGAUUUGUUUUCCAAAUUAGAAUCGCUAGGGGCAACGGUCUUAAUUCCUCUUGGUCUAGGUGAUGAUCAGGAUGAUGAUGGCUAUGAGACCGGUUAUCAGUUAUGGGAAAACCAAUUAUGGAUGGCCUUAGGAGUCGACAAUGUAGCUGUAGAUGAAGAACCGAAAGAAUUAACCGCAGAAGAUGUAAAACUACAAUCUAAUUUCCUUCGUGGUACACUAGCUGCUGAUUUAGUUAAUGAUACUUCAGGUAACAUCACUGGCGAAAACACUCAAAUUGCGAAGUUCCAUGGAUUAUACAUGCAAGACGAUCGUGAUAUAAGAGGUACUCGUAAAGGACAGGGAUUAGAACCAUUAUAUGCUUUUAUGGCUAGAGUAAGAACUCCUCACGGUACUGCUACACCAGAGCAAUGGCUAUUACUGGACAAGUUAUCAAAUGAAACAGGUAAUGGUACUAUUAAGUUAACCAACAGAGCAACUUUCCAGUUACACGGUGUAUUGAAGAAAGAUAUCAAACAUACUAUCAGAGCUAUGAACUCUCUAUUAAUGGAUACAUUGGCUGGAUCUGGUGAUGUCAACAGAGAUGUUAUGAUUUCUGCAGUUCCUGAAAAUGCAAAGAUUCACGACCAGCUUGUCACAAUUGGAAAACAAAUAUCAGAGUACUUUUUACCAAAAACAACUGCAUAUCACGAAAUUUGGCUAGAAGGUAUAGAUGAUCGUGAUGAUAACCAAAAUUGGUCAUCCAUAUUCGAAAAUAGACCAGAUGGCCCAAGAAAACAGAAAUCAAUGGUCAGUGGUCACGCCUUAGUCGAUAUUGAACCAAUAUACAGUCCUGUCUACUUACCAAGAAAGUUUAAGGUUAACAUUGCCGCUCCCCCAUAUAAUGAUGUAGACGUUUGGUCAAGUGAUGUGGGUUUAAUAUCCAUCAUUAAUCCAGAAACAAAAAUUAUUGAAGGAUUUAAUUUUCUAGCUGGUGGUGGUAUGGGUACAACCCACAACAAUAACAAGACAUGGCCAGAUACUGGUAAACUCCUUGGUUUUGUUACUCCUAAUGAUGUGAUCAAAGCUAUUGAAAGUGUAAUCAUAUUUCAAAGAGACCAUGGUAAUCGUACUAAUCGAAAAAAUGCACGUCUAAGAUACACAAUCAAUACUUUUGGGUUUGAUAAUUUCAAAAGCAGUGUCGAAGAAAGAAUGGGUUUCAAAUUCCAGCCUGCUAGAUCCUAUAGGAUUGAUUCUAAUAUUGACAAAUUCGGUUGGGUUAAGGAUGAAACUGGUUUAAAUCAUUUUACAGCGUUUAUCGAGAAUGGUAGAGUUUUAGACACUGUUAAUAUGAAUCAAAAGACUGGGCUUAAAAAAAUUGCUGAGGUUAUGAAAAUAAAUAAUUCUGGUAGCUUUAGGUUGACUGGUAAUCAACACGUUAUUAUCAGUAAUAUCGAGGAUCAACACCUACAAGGAAUUAAAAUACUACUAAAGGAGUUCCAACUGGAUAACAUCCAAUUUUCUGGUCUUAGGUUAUCCUCCUCCUCCUGUGUCGGUCUGCCAACUUGUGGUUUAGCCAUGGCUGAAUCGGAAAGAUUCUUUCCUAUUAUUGUCACGGAAAUCGAAUCUACUUUAGAGGAGUUUGGGUUACGCCAUGAUUCGAUUGUUUUAAGGAUCACUGGUUGUCCAAAUGGUUGUUCCCGCCCAUGGCUAGCAGAAGUAGCUUUAAUAGGUAAAGCACCAAAUAUUUACAACAUAAUGCUUGGUGGUGGUUACUCUGGCAACAGAUUGAAUAAGUUAUACAAAUCUAAUAUCAAAGAUAGCGAUAUCUGUGAGAUCCUAAAACCAUUGUUUAAAAAAUGGGCCCUUGAAAGAGAAGAUGAGGAGCAUUUUGGUGACUUUUUGAUUAGAAAAGAUAUCAUAAAGGAAACUACUGAAGGAAAGUUUAUCCACGAGAACAUUGCUCAAGAAGCCUAUUAA